Didymodactylos carnosus is the source of this 2061-nucleotide messenger RNA. Lineage: Eukaryota; Metazoa; Rotifera; Eurotatoria; Philodinida; Philodinidae. The record is from the annotation of a GenBank genome assembly.
AUGACUGUUGAAGUUACGCAUACUGCACAGUAUUAUCCACAAGAUAUGCAAAAACCUACGCCACAAGUUUAUCAUAUAACCGGAGAACGACCGGUUUCUACCAGCACGCAAAGCCCGGUAACAAUGCGUGCUCUUGUUACCGAUCCAGAACGAUAUAAACCAGUUGCCAACCAUGCACCACCAUCUCAUUUAACAAAGCCGACUCAGCCAGUAACCAUGUACACCCUCGACACUUAUCAUCCAAUUGUUCACCAGCCACUGCAAUCGGAUCCACGCGUCUUCUACAUUGAAUCCAAUCAGAAGGCUUUAGAAACUUUAGAAGAACACGAUCCAAAACCGAUUCCUCAACUUUAUACAGUAAUUGGAAAGCCCAUAGAGCCGAAUACUAUUCAUGAAACACAGCCAGUGAUUGCAAGGGAUAUAGAACCCACGUUAUUCUCGAUUAUGGGACAUCCUGUAGCACAAACUAUCGUUGAUGAAGUACCAGUAAUCACAAGAGAGAAGGAGCCACUUUUAUAUGAUAUUAGUGGUGAUUCUAAUAAUAUUCCAACAGCAACGGAGAAUAUCGAGCCGACGUUGUAUUCAAUUGUAAGCAGUCCGACCUUUUCAAAAACAAUUCUACCUGUUACACAUUCAAUUCGCACUAAAGAACCUGUUCUAUAUUCAGUCACUGGGCAACCUCGCUAUACAUAUAAUAUUCAAGACAAAAAUUCUGAAUAUUUGCCACAGGUACCGAUUGAAGCAAUGCCUGACAAAACCGCUACGCUUUACUCUAUUGUCGGCACUCAUUCUUCAGUACAUCUACCCUCGUCACUACAAUCAAAAUCAUUUCAACCGAAAAAACAAAGUGCCGUGCCAAAUUUAUACACUACAAUUGGUGGACCUCAACAAACUAGUCCACUUAAGCAACCAAAAAGCAGUUUGGAUUAUGAACAAAACCCUGUGCUCUAUUCCAUUAUGGGUCAACCAAAAGUACCACUAGAUGUAAAGAAAUAUACCAGAAAACCUGAAUCACAAGACCAUAAUCAGUCUCAUUAUCGUGAACCAACAAAGGAAAAUAUACCGCCCCAUAUCUACACUGUAGUCGGCGAACCAAGAGUACCAGCGUUCCUUAAAAAACAUCAUGCGCAAGAAAAUACUCCAGCGCAUAGCGUAGUGAGGGAAUCCAAACUGCCUGCUAUAAAGAACAAAAAUCAAUUGCCGCAAGAAAACAUCUUAACAUAUGCCAUUAUAGAUUCUCCUAAAAAACCACCAAUAAUAAAUGCAACCACUAUUCCAUUGACAGGAAAACAAUCCGUAGUUAAGUCACAUAUUCCCAGUGUAAAGAAAAAUUCGACACUUUAUAGUGUUGUUGGACAUCCUGAGACACCAGUGAUUAUUCCAUCGAGACCUGUGAAACAAACACGUACUCCCAGAGAACCAGCAAAUUCCGAACCCCGAAACGCAAUUCGACCAUUGAGACGAUAUGCGAGCAUCGAGCCGAAACCAUCGUAUACACAUCAACCUGUCAAAGAACCUGAAGAAGUCAUUUCCCAUUCCGUUAUCAAUCAUUAUCCUAGAAAAGCAGCAGUACGAAAACCAGAAAAAAUGAUCAUUCUAUAUCCAGUAGAGCAAAAACCUCGACAAGUACUUUCAGAACGUAAUCCGGUUAUUGAACAUCAUGUAAUAGUAAAACAUAAAGAACUACCACCAAAAGUAAUACAUAAUGAACCAAAAUUUAUCGAACAGAAACCGUUGCGAUACGUAUAUCGUACACAAAAACCAUUUCAGUCGAGAGAGCAAAAUCACACUAUUCCAAAAUGGCCAAAACAAGAACGAUCAUUGCCGAGAAUCAUACGAAAGCCCACAAGAAAAAUUGAUCGUGGCUUGGUUCAUCAACCCAAAUUCAAACCCACUGAACGUUAUCCAGCUGGUGUUCGACGACGUUGGGAUUAUAUAUCGCACAGACAUGAUGGUGAUAAUGAUGAUGAUGAUAAUAAUAAUAAUGGACCGAAACGUAAGAGACCACGUUAUGAUCGCGUACCACGGCCACGAACACCCUGGUUACCAGUCUGGCGUUAA